Messenger RNA from Dama dama (fallow deer), 1525 nucleotides. It is a transcript of the gene SPMAP1, whose product is annotated as sperm microtubule associated protein 1. The transcript has 3 exons. NCBI's taxonomy places the organism in Eukaryota, Metazoa, Chordata, Mammalia, Artiodactyla, Cervidae. The record is from RefSeq and is a predicted model, not a curated record. Bases 1043 to 1507 code for a protein of 154 amino acids.
UCACUGGGUAAAAAUCUGCCUGCAAUGCAGGAGACCCACAUUCCACCCUGGGUUGGGAAGAUCCCCUGGAGAAGGAAAUGGCAACCCACUCCACUAUUCUUGCCUGGAGAAUCCCAUAGACAGAGGAACCUGGCAAGAUACAGUCCAUGGGGUUACAACAGUCAGACAUGACUUAGCAACGAAACAACCACCACAGUAAACUAGUAACAUGAAAGAAUUCCUGAAUUUGUUACCUCAUUUGUGAAAUAAUAGCACCUCAGUUUGUAUGAGGAGCAGAGAAAUUUGUAUAAGGCCCUUUGUAAAGCAUCUAUAUAAAGGGAAAUUGGAGAAGUAAACUAGAAAGAAAAAUCACUUUAACAAUAGAGAAAAUGAUUGUUCAUGUUUUGCUGUAUCCUAUUAUAUACACAAAAUUAACCAGAGGGGAAAAGUAUGGUAAUAUGUGUCAACUUACUGUUGAGUUUUUAAAUUUAUCAGGAGGAGGUAUAUUAGCUGAUGAAUUGGGUAGGGAGGGAAGAAGUGAUUUAAAUGGAUAUACUAGAAGCCAGGAGGUAAGUUCUGGUUCUGGAUCUGUCACUAAAUGAAUUAGGAAAUACUCCAACAUUUCCUAGCUUCAACUUAAGAGUUCUGUAAAAUUCAAGUUGGAAGUAGAUGCUGUCUGAACUGGUCAUUCAGGUUUCAGGGUUUUCAAAGGAACUGGGUUUGGGAAAUAGUAUAUAACAACGUGGGAGCAGAGAACCUUGCUCUUAAAAGGAGCACGGAGAGUUGGGACGAUUGCGCUCACAACCACAUUCAGUCAUCCCCCUUCUCUUCAAUCUCUGACUCCUUGCAUAGUUACCUCCUAGACAUCCCUUACCUCGGGACCAUGCAAGCAACUACCCCCACAUCCCUGCGAGGCUACCCCGUAGGAUGGGGACAAUAGGGUUUGUGUCCCCUACUGUGACGCCUACGUGAUGUUUAAUUCCACGUCACUAUGUGCCAGGGAACCUCCACCUAGGACACUGCGCUUCUGCCAGAAAAGCCCUUGGAGGCUGCGGUUGUCUGGAUGGCGCACCUUUGCGCGUGUCCUCUGCGGCGAGAGAAGGGCUUCAUUCUGGAUGGGGUGGCCGUGAGCACCGUGGCCCGCUCCUACGAGCACCUGAGGCCCAAGCUCUGGUCCGCGAUUCCGCCCUACAACGCGCAGCAGGACCAACACUCCCGCCGGUACUUCCGGAGCCGCGUGGUUCCGCCCAUCCUAAGGAAGACUGAUCAGGAUCACGGCGGCACAGGAAGGGAUGGCUGGAUAGUGGAUUAUUUCCACAUCUUCGGGCAAGGACAGAGAUACCUCAACAGGAGAAACUGGGCAGGGGCAGGGCAUUCUCUCCAGCAAGUGACCGGGCAUGACCACUAUAAUACCAACCUGAAGGCAACCCAGGGGUUCAAUGGUCGGUUUGGCUAUCGCCGGAACACCCCAGCCCUUCGCUACUGCCCAUCUGUCUUUGGAGAGAUCACCCGGUUCCCCCUCUUUUAACAGCAGCUCUUCUCUUCA